AUGAUUCAACCGUCUGCCAUAUUUAAUCAGAGGAAGAACGACACCUUUCCAAGUGAUACAGUUCAGAAUCCUCGAAAUAAUGGUUCAUGUAUGGCAGUCACAACUAGGAGUGGCAAGAUAUUAUCUAGCCCUUUCGUGGGCGAAGCUGUUGUUGAAAAUAUGAUUAAAGAGGAUCUUGAUGAUGAUAGUAAUGAGUUAGGGAAGAAGCCAGAAAAGAAAAAGGAAGUAGUGGUCACUACUCUCCCAAAACCACCGCCUCCCUUUUCUCACAGAUUAAAGAAUAAGGCCGAUGAUAAAAAAUUUGGAAAAUUUAUGGCUAUGCUUAAGCAGUUGAUGAUAAAUUUACCAUUGGUGGAGGCAUUGGAACAAAUGCCUGGCUACGCUAAAUUCAUGAAGGAACUUGUCACAAAGAAAAGGACGGUGAGCUAUGAAUCGGUGGAUAAUCUCCACCAUUGUAGUGUCAUUUCAACAAGAUCCUUAGUGCAAAAGAAAUUGGAUCCUGGAUCAUUUACCAUCCCAUAUACUAUUGGAUCAUUGGAUUUUGCAAAGGCCCUAUGUGAUUUUGGGGCGAGUAUUAAUCUGAUUCUACUAACAGUUUAUGAGAAAUUAGGUUUGGGAGACCCCACACCUACUAACAUGAGGCUUGUGAUGGCAGACAGAUCUGUGAAGUAA
This is a messenger RNA of Capsicum annuum, 672 nucleotides long. RefSeq lists its product as uncharacterized. The coding region runs from base 1 to 672 and encodes 223 amino acids. The record is from RefSeq and is a predicted model, not a curated record. Lineage: Eukaryota; Viridiplantae; Streptophyta; Magnoliopsida; Solanales; Solanaceae. The transcript is spliced from 2 exons.